GAGUCGUUAAGCUCGGACAAGACAAUUCUCUCUCUCUCUCUCUCUCUCUCUCUCUCUCUCAGCGUCCUUCAUCACUUCUCCUUCCUUCUCUGCAUCAGAGAAUCAAUUCUUCCCAUCAAAGUCAACCGGAAAUCGUCGUCGGCGGCGUCAUCUUCUUGUUGUUGUUUUCUCCCACAGAAUGUCGGGCUUUCACGGCCACUCCCAGCCCCCCGCCAUGGCCGUUCUCGACCAGCUGCUGAGACAGUACGUGGAGUACAUGGAGAGUCUCCGCCGGGAGUCGAUCCUGGACGAUCAGUUCACGCAGCUACAGAAGCUGCAGGAUGAGAGCAACCCUGAUUUCAUCGAUGAAGUGAUCACUCUCUUCUUCCAAGAUUCAGAAAGACUGAUUUGCAGUAUGGGAACAGCCUUAGCAAAGAGAAAUGUGGACUAUAAACAGGUGGACGAUGAUGUUCACCAGCUAAAGGGUAGCAGUUCCAGCAUUGGUGCAGCUCGUGUCAAAAAUCUGUGCGUUUUCUUUAGGGAUUGUUGUGAGGCCAAGAAUCUCGAAAAGUGCUAUAGAUGCUUGCAGGAAGUGCAACAAGAGUGUGUGUUGUUGAAAAACAAGCUUAAUACUCUGUUCAUGUUGCAGAAGCAGAUUGUGGCAGCUGGCGGGUCGAUCCCAGUCGAUUAAAGGUUAUUGUCACUUUCUCGAUCUGGAAAAGAAGAAAGUGGAAGGCCUUGAUAUCUGAUGUUUAUUUAGCAAAUCCGAGUGAGGUUUGAUAGCUUUUCUGGUGAUUUAUGAGUGAUUCUUGUAGUCAAAUAUUAGUCAAAAGGCUACUGCAACAUCCUUAAACGUUUACUUGUCAAAUUCAUCCUGAGAGGCUUGUUUUAGAAAUUUAGGUUAUUGUCAAUAACUAUAUGUACUUUGGUCGAGUUCACUUUGUAGUCAAAACGGUAUUCGAUUUCAUAGUAUGUUAUUGCUAUAUAUAUACAAGGUGAUAAUUCGGCGCAUUGCUGAAGGCCAGUGGAAUGAAA
Messenger RNA from Punica granatum (pomegranate), 1014 nucleotides. The record is from RefSeq and is a predicted model, not a curated record. Lineage: Eukaryota; Viridiplantae; Streptophyta; Magnoliopsida; Myrtales; Lythraceae.